Messenger RNA from Moneuplotes crassus, 3547 nucleotides. Lineage: Eukaryota; Ciliophora; Spirotrichea; Euplotida; Euplotidae. The record is from the annotation of a GenBank genome assembly.
CUCUUCUUAAAGCUAUUUUAUUACUAUUAUAUGUCAUCGUGUAUUCAUCAUCUAUUAAAAGCAGAUUAAUGGCUUCUUUCAUCUUCGGCGAGUUAUUUAGAAACGAAUGUACUUUACCCUAGUCUAAAACUUUCACAAGAAGAGAGAUUUGGUAAUAUAAAAUAUAAAGGCACCUUAUAUUAAAAUUUAACUACAAAACCCCAUAAAUCAACCGCAUCAAAAUUAAGAUUGUCCCACAAAGGGAUUCUAUUGAGGCUAUGCAAAGUGAGUUGGCUAGAAUGAAAGAAGAUAAUGAAUACCUCUCCACCCUCCAAUCCAAGAACGAAUCUCUCAAUUCCCAGCUACAAGACCCUGAAUCCCAGCUUUCAGAAUACAAAACCAACGACUAUUCUGUUUCCAGAAUAGUCGAACUUAACAGAAAAGCUAAAGAAGCAGAGAAACAGAAAGAUGUUGUUAAAUACGAACUGAAGCAAGCUAAGCAAAAUAUAGUAAAGCUUAAACAAGAAAUUGAACUAAUGGGCGAUUUGAAGGAAGAGAGCCAGACCAUGAAGGAUCAGCAAGAGGAGUUUGAGAAGAAAAUGAAAGAGAUUGAGAAAGAGAAUACAAAGUUGGAGGAUCAGGUUAGACUACUCGAGAAUAAACAAGACGUGGAGGUGAUUGGAGUAGCUGAAGAAUACACACUAAAUUCAGCUAAGGAUAACUUCGAACAAACUAUUAAUGAUCUAUCCGUAAAACUUAAAGAAUGUGAGCAAAGAUCAAAUGAUCUUGAGAACAAACUAAAGCCGUUUGAGGAUAAAGAAAUAACUGUUGAUAAAUUUACUGAGCAAUCUGAUCAAAUUAUUGCUUUACAAAAUGAUUUUUACCUGAAUAAAACAAAAAUUGAUGAAAUGGAAGUCGAACUCAGCUCAUCACAGCAGACCAACAAUAAAUUGAAAGAGGAGAACAGAGUUCUCCUAGAGAAUUUAGAGGCUUUUAAAAAUGAAAAAGCUCCAGAAGAAGAUACUGAUAUCGGGAAUCAAGGAGAAGCAAAGGAAGAUGAGGCAGAAAAUUUUUCUGAGCACAUUGCUUCAGAAAAUCAUGAUGGUUCUGUACCAGAAGGUCCUAAAUUGGCGAUUGAGGUACACAGUUUAUCUAGCAAACCUGUAAAUUUGAAAAAUUUGGCAUCUAAUAAAGACCAAAGAACUGACGAAGAAUUGAAGCAAAAUAUCGAGAUUGAAGAAAUUACCGAGGAUUACUUUGAAGAACUAAAGAAAUUUGAAGAGAAAGAGAAAGGAUUUCAAGAAAUAAUUCAAAAAUUGACAGAGGAGUUAGAUGAAGAGAAAGCUAUAAAGGAGAAACAAUUAGAAGAACAGCAUUUGAACGAGCGAAAUAUUAAUGGAUUGAAUCAGAAAAUAGAAGAAAUGAAAACAGAAAUAAUAGAGAAAACGAAAAACAUUGGAGAGCAGCUAAAUAUAAUUAAGAAACUAAACGAUGAUAUCAAAGAACUAAAUCAGGAAAAACAAACAAUUCAAAAAGAUCUUGAAGAUCAGAAAACUAUAAAUACAAACACCUUGAAUGAAUCAAAGAAGGAAAAAGAUAAAUCCCAAAAGGAAAUUGAUAAACUAUAUGAAAGAAUAGCUCAACUAAAAGAUAAACUUAACAAAUACUCAGAAACCUUAGAAAAUUCCUCUUCCUCUUAUCUAAAAUACUCCAAAAUUUCUAAGAACUUCACAGAAACAUUAUCUGCCCAAGAACAAAAAUAUACUGACCUUAAGAAAAGGACAAGAGAAGUUAUUCGUCGACUAGAAAAUACUAAACUAAAGAGAGAAGAAGAUAUAGAAGCUUAUUCAAAGCUUAGAGUAGAACAUCUGAAGUUAAAAGAGUCUUUCGACGAGCUUUUGGACAAAGACAAAACAGAUACAGCUGAGUUUAAUAAGAUGAGGCUCUGCUUUGAGGGUUUUGUCAGAAAUAUUGGAGAGGAAAAUAACAGCUUAUGUGAAGGUUUUGAAUAUAUUAUUUCUGAGAAUAAAAGAAUAGCGAAUGAAUUUAGGAGUGAAACAGAAAGCAAAAUUGAAAGCUAUAAUCAAGAAAUAGACCAAAGAUGGAAAAAUAAUGUCAAUCUAAACCUACAAAAUGUCAAAUUUAUUUACUCUUUGAAGAAUACAAUUCAAGAAAUAAAUGAGAAGUCAAAAGAUGACAUUCAAAAUUCCUCAAAAGACUUACUAUAUCUUUCUGAAGAAGUAAAGGAAGAACUAAACACUCUUAAAGACAAAUAUCCUCUAAUAGAGCAAGGAUACGAACACUUUUUAUUACAAAACAAGAAUGAGUUAAAUAAAAUAAAAGAAGAGAUUACUACUCAGGAAGACCUAAUCCAUGAUGUAAAUAUAAAAAUUCAGAAUCAUAAUAAGGAUAUUAAGACAAUAGUGCAGCAAGAGAAAGAAAAAAUAGAGAUUGAUAUUGACAUUUUGAAGAAUAAGCUUAGUGCCUUGAAAUUUGUUAUCAACCAUGUAAAUGAAAAACUUAAUCAAAGUGAGUUAUUGGAAUGUGAAACAAGAGAGAUGAAUAUUGCUUAUGCAAAUACAAUUAUAUUAAGAGGGAGAACUACUGGAGACUUAAAUAUCUUCUCUAACAAUCAUUUUUGAUUUUCUCAAGGAUGAAAAAUAAAUUUUAUCAGAAAGAAUGAUCUUGGAAGUUUUACAUCAGAUGCAAUUUCAAUACCUUUAAAUGAAAAAUUAAACAUUUAUGCUCAAGAAAAGGUCUACCAAAAUAUUCGUUCUAAAUCUGGACUCGAGCUUGAAGCAGCCUGAACUAAUUAUCUAGCUACUCAAGGGAAGCUUCCUAUUGGGUCAUCAAUAGUGCUUCCUUGUAGUAAUUUAAAGUUUAAGAAAAUAAUUGGAACAAUAGUCCCUUCAGACAAAGGCCCAAUAAAGUUUUAUCUGAAGAAAUGUUUACUCUCCACGCUGGAUAAGAUUGUUGAGCAUGAUUUUGCCUCUACUGUGAUUCCUACUUUCCAUGUUGCUCAAAGUGGACUAAAGGUUGUUUGGAAAAUGUUCAUUUCUGUUCUCUUAAAGUACAUAAGUGUAAAGAAGAAACUAAUGAAAGGAAGAACCAUCACAAUAGGCAAGCUUCACACUUCAUCUUUAGCUAUAUCUGAAGCUGAACAAGAAAUCGUCAGUAAAAAUUUGACAGAUGGCUAUUUUGAUAAAAUUAGGGAAGAGCUUGAAGAAGAAAAACAAGUUUUAAAAGCUGAUUUUUCAUUGACUAAUCAAAAAGAGAUACAAUGUGAUGAAACUACCGAUGUUGCUUAUAAAUAUAAGAGUUCAAUUAAAGAAGCAAAUAAAAAAUAUUCACAACUCAAAGCAGAACUAGAGCAAAUUAAAAAUGACUCUAAUGAAAAGAUAUCAAUUCUCACUAUUGUAAAAGAAAGAUUAGAAGUCGAUUACUUCAAACUGCACUCACUAAACACCAAACUCGAGGCCAAAAUCGAGUCCCUAACCUCGACCCCCUCCAUUCCUCCCUAACCCCACCACCCUCUUCAAUCCAUAAUCUGCCUCCAAAAUUUCAAUCU